AUGUGGAGACGUUUGCCAAGGCCAGAUCGCCUCGCCCGCACCAUGCAUUCCUCGGUGAAUCCGCGUCGCCGCGCCACUUCCGCUCCUCCGCCGUCCCGAUUUGAGGCGACGCUGACACAAAAUCCGACUGAAUUGUCGGGUCGUGUGUCCAGAAGAGAUCAGAACAGUGUGUCUCAGUCCAAUUCGAGGAGCAGAAGUUCGCAAAGAAGUCCGCGGACUCCACCCGGAGCUGUUGUGGUAAGGAUAAUACAUUUUUGUGGGGUUAGUAGUCCGGAAAUGAACCUAGAUAUAUGAAACAAUAUAUUUCUUGACCCUACUAGUUUUUACGUAGUAAGUUGUUCCAGUUUACCCUAAAAUCUCACCAUUUUUCUAAUUGCGUUGUCUUGGCAGCCUGCGCCCGAUCUAUUUCGUCAAGAUCUUGAUUUUUUUUGUAAAACCGGAGUCGCUGUAUCAUAACUAGUUAGAAAAAGUUGAGUUUACACCGUAUCUUCCUUUUAUCCCAACUAUUUUUGCGUUUUAUUUCACGUCAGACAUGUUUCAUCUUAUACAACGGGCAAAUUCUCGAAUUUUUAUUAUUUUUUUAUUUUUUUGGAAUUUUUUUUGAAAAUAUGGAAUUUCUUUCAAUUUUUAGGUCCGUUUCCACUGAUUUUUCGACUCGAAUUUACUUUUUUCGACGAUUUUAUUAUCCAUGGUAUUAAAAUUCCAAAUUAUCAGAAAGAAAAUUUUGUUUUCAGAUCUACACGGAUGGCUCAUGUCACGGCAACUACGCGUCGGGAGUGGGCAUCUAUUUGGGUGAGAACCAUCCCUUGAAUUUGUCCCAGCCGCUUCACAGCAGCCUUCAUUCCAGUGGAUUGGCUGAGAUCAAGGCCUGUCAGAUCGCACUGGAACGGCUGAAAAAUUGGCCUGGCUAUCGGUAAGAGCUGGUUUUAUAUUUCUUUGUGUUGAAUUUUAGGGAAUUUUUCUUCGAUUUUUGUGAGGGUUUUUGGUUUUUAGGCUUGAAAAUAAAAAAUUUUUGAUUUUUGUUACCUAAAAUCUUCGGAAAAUUCAUUUUUCGAUAUUCAGAAAGCAAUCCAGGGUUGUUUCCACAAUUUUUGUGUCACAUAUUGACGGUUUGUUGAUUUUUUCACUAUAAAUUUUCAAUUUCUGGAUGUUUUGUUACCUAAAGUUACAUAAAUAUUUGAUUUUUGCAAAUUUCUAGCAACGAACAUGUUGUAAUCCGAACUGACUACAAGCCGUUGAUCGACAUCCUGAUCUCUCGCCGUCCCGCCACCUACAGCACGGAGAUUGCGGAGGUGCGCCGUUUGGCCGAGUCCUUCCCGAAUGGCGUCACUUUCCAGCACAUUUACGGUCAUAAUGGGCAUGCGGCGCAGGAGCGAGCGGACGAAUUGGCUCGACUGGCGACUGUCGGACAGCGGAGAGCUCGGAGUGCGUCGCCGUUUGGCGCGCCGCAGGCUCAGAAUCAGGAUCGAUCGAGGUGGGUCUAGUGCAAUGUAAUGGAGAUUUUGAGGGGAACUGGGGUUGAAUUGACGAGUAAAUUUUGGUUGGGGUAUUUUGAGCGAUUAUCUGAGUGCUAGGCCUUCCGGAAAGUCGCCGGAUUGAAGUCGGCGACACGCACUGUGCAAAAACAAAAGUUUUCUUUGCACUGUGCAAUUUCUUGAGUUUUUCACCGUGCAAUAGGCUUUUUUGGGUUGUCGCUCGCACCCUGACUUUUUUCGCACAUUGCAAACGCUAAAAAUCGGCAAAAUAUACGAGACCGGAUAUUUCUUCAAACCAAAAAUUCGUAAUGUUAGGGCCAAAGUGACGGAUCUGAUCCAGUGGCAAAAAAGGUACCAUUUUGCAUCCGGGAAGUAUCAAAAAUAUAGGAAAAUACCUCCCUCUCCAAGUGAAAAAACUCUGAUUUCAAAAACUCGCCAGCUCUUUUUGUGAUAGAGAGGGCCCUUCAAAAAGGAGUUUUUGACUUGGAGAGGAAGGUAUUUUAGUACAUUUUUUUUACUUCCCGGAUGCAAAAUGGUACGUUUUUUGCCUAUGGAUCAGGUUCACUUUGGCCCUAACAUCAAAAAUUUUUGGUUUUAAGAAAUAUCCGGUCGUGUAUUUUUUUGCUGAUUUUUGCGUUUGCACUAUGCGAAAAAAGUCUGGGUGCGGGCGACAGCUCAAAAAAGCUUAUUGCACGGUGCAAAAAGCAAGAAAUUGCACAGUGCAAAGAAAACUUUUGUUUUUGCACAGUGCGCGUCGCCGAUUUCAGUCCGCCGACUUUUCGGAAGACCUACGGUGACGGAUUGAUCCAGUGGCAAAAAAACGUACCAUUUUGCAUUCGGGAAGUAUAAAAAAUGUGGCAAACUGCUUCCCUCUCCCAGUGAAAAAACUCCGGUUUAAAGGGCGCGCUUUUGAAAUCGGGGUUUUUUUCACAUGGAGAGGGAGGUGUUUUGCUACAUUUUUUAUACUUCCCGGAUGCAAAAUUAUACGUUUUUUGCCACUAGAUCAGGUUCCUCACUGUAGUAAUAUAAGUAAUUCUAAAAUCAGACUUAUUUUCUAUCGCUCGGUCUUUCAGAUCCCGCUCCAGAGAGCGCAGUCGGUCCCGUUCGCGCCAACGUUCCCUGUCCCGACAGGGCCGCAAAGGCGCCGGCGUCGAGAUUUACAUUCCCCAUCGCAGUCCGAACGAACCUCUGGAUACGGCUCGUCCCACCACCAGCCUGGCAACCACCACUCCGAGCACGACCACCACCCGCCCCGCGGCUCCGAUUAGCUCCGAAUCGUCGGUAGAAAUGCCGCAAUGGCCGUUUCAGGCGGAGGAACGGCCAAGUCGAAGUCGAGAAGUGGUUCGGAGGAACCGACCAAGGUAAAAUACGGUGUACCCACUGUCGGCAAUUGUUUGGCGAUCAAAUUUUUCAGUUUGAGCUAAACUUUGAGAGAUGAAGGUUUUCGUGGUGGGACCAAAACAGUAGAGAUUUUUUUAAAAAUUUUUGGGUAAAAUACGGGCAUCAUUCUUAUGCUGUUUAUUUCUAAGUAUUUUUCAAUGCAAGUUUUUUUUGCUGUUUUCGUGGAAGGACCCAAAAUCAAAAGAAAAUUGAAAAUUAUGAUUUUUUGAUUUUUUUAAAUUUUCUUUUCAGUAGUGCCAAUUACCUGACUGGACUCCCGACCCCGGCCCAUGCCCGAACCCGGACUACGGUAAAUCCAAGGCGCGUCUCUACCGAAUCAAAUGCAACCAAUCUGUCGGACCUGCAAACGAUCCCAACAGGAAGCGAAAUUCAAACUGGAAGUCAAGCCUCAACGGCUCGAGAUGCCUCAGUGUGAGUUUUUAGAGGCAUUGAAGUGUUUUAGGUGAGGUGACAUUGUAUACGAUGAAAAGUGUCGUUUUUUAUGGAAGUAGUUGUGAGCAUGUUUCAUCGUAUAAAAUGUCACCACUUUGUUUUAUAUGUCAUUUAGUAUUAAUGUAUUCGUAUUUUACAUUGAAUUUGGUAAAAUACGACGGGUCAUUCUGACGCUUUUAUGUUGUAGAUGUGCCAUCGUAUAAAAUGUCGCCUUCCCCUUAAUUCAUGCUAAUUUCAAAAUUUUAGCUCGUCCAAUCCUUCCACAUAUAACAACGUACAUAGAAUUAAUGUUAUGGACCACGGCUUCGUUUCGGACACCGGCUCUUUUAACCAAAAUCGAAGCCGCUCCCGCUCCGCCAACUCGCGGAAUGUGCCUAGCCCGCCAAGUCCUCAUGGCCGCCCCCAAAGAAGCAUCUCGGGAGAUGCGACCAACUCGAAUACAGCCGCCCGAAGACGUUGGCGUCGCAGAAGGGACCGGGAUUCGGCGAGAAGAAGAAGAAUGAACCGAGCCUCGGACUCGAGUGGAAGAAGAAGUCAGAGCCGAAGCCAGAGCCGUUCCAGAGCAGCUGCAGCCCCUCUGAAUGUCCGUGCAAGCAGAGCUGCAAUGAAUCCACGUUCGUCGGCAAGUACAAGGUCGGCUGUUCAAUUGCCUCCGCAAACCCGGCCCACAGCCCUUCGAAUGCAGCCCGUGAGACUGUUCGGGCCCGGCCAUGGAAACCCUAGUUUGAUUGGACCCCAACAAAAAGUAAACCCAUCCUCUGGCCGAGCUCAACCCCCUCGGCAAGGCCAAAAUCAAACAUCGAACAGAAAUUCAACCUCCGGAAAGAGUUCCGCAUCGUCGAAAGGGUUCUUCUUCAAGAAAUAA
Bursaphelenchus xylophilus (pine wood nematode) is the source of this 4173-nucleotide messenger RNA. NCBI's taxonomy places the organism in Eukaryota, Metazoa, Nematoda, Chromadorea, Rhabditida, Aphelenchoididae. The record is from the annotation of a GenBank genome assembly.